Molecule: messenger RNA, 297 nt
Organism: Mesitornis unicolor (brown roatelo)
Lineage: Eukaryota; Metazoa; Chordata; Aves; Mesitornithiformes; Mesitornithidae
Product: nucleoplasmin-like
Exons: 3
Biological process (GO): chromatin remodeling
Cellular component (GO): nucleoplasm; cytoplasm; nucleolus
Molecular function (GO): RNA binding; chromatin binding; histone binding
Source: RefSeq, a predicted model, not a curated record
GCUGCCAGUUGAGCACGGGCACCCGCAGCUGCGUGGUGAAGGAGGACAAUGACUUCCUGGAGCACCUGGUGCUGCUGAGGACGAUCUGCUUGGGGGCUGAGGCCAGGGACGAGCUGCACGUGGUGGCUGUGGACUCAAAGAACACCUAUGGGGACCACAAACCGGUGCCCAUCGCGGCGCUGCGGACAUCGGUGUUGCCCAUGGUCAGCCUCAAAGGUCUGGAGCUGGUCCCUCCCGUCACCUUCGUGCUCAAGUGUGGAGCUGGACCAGUCUAUCUCAGCGGGCAUCGUGUCACUU